AUGACUCCAUUUCCGCUCGUCUACGGAAAAGUCUGUCAUCUACCGGUCGAGUUGGAACACAAGGCAUAUUGGGCGAUCAAGGCACUAAACUAUGAUUGUAAACUGCAGCGGAGAAGCGAGUCUUACAUCUCCGUCACUUGGAAGAAAUUCGUUUGGACGCAUAUGAGAAUGCGCGGAUCUACAAGGAGCGAGCAAAGAAGUGGCACGACCGACAUAUUCUCCCUCGAAGAUUUAAACAAGAACGUUACCUCUCAUGGGGCCGUGGAGCUCGACAAUGGAAAAGGCGGAUCUUUCUUGGUCAAUACACAAAGGCUGAAACCGUACAAUCCAGGAAGUAUCAACCAGAAGGAG
Tarenaya hassleriana is the source of this 351-nucleotide messenger RNA. RefSeq lists its product as uncharacterized. Lineage: Eukaryota; Viridiplantae; Streptophyta; Magnoliopsida; Brassicales; Cleomaceae. The record is from RefSeq and is a predicted model, not a curated record. The transcript has a single exon. The annotation marks the transcript as partial.